GGUGGCCCUCUGCUCUGUCUGCGUGUGUGUGCGUGUGUUAAUGAAUACCUCUUGUGAGCUUGUGAGGACGGGCCCGGUUUAAAACCUGGCCCAGGUCCUCGUGCAAGCCAGUCUGUCUCAGGGAGGUCUGCAUCGCACACACUCGAACCGCCAUCAAUUCCUGUCAUCAGAGCAACUUCAGGAGACCGGACUAGAGCAGACGAGCAGAGUCAUGGCUGCAGCGAGGAGGACCGGGCUCUCUGCCGUAACAGCGGCCGCCACGUUGGCCGCCAUCGUGGUGGUCCUGCUGCUGCUGCCCGCCGACGUUUCUGCGGGACCCGUCGCCAACCAGGCCAAAGAGGACGCGAGAGGGGGGGGCAUCCAGGCGAGGGCGGAGGCGGCGUCUGCCCACAGGAGACUGAGCCGCAACCGCAGGAACAUCAGCUGGUACAAGCAGCACUCGGACUUCUGGAACUGGUACAAGUACUUCACCGACAACGGCAAUCAGGAGGCGGUCCAGGAGCUGGACCGCAUCUACUUGGCCUACCUCCAGAACAAGAACCGUGCCGAAGGUCGUCGCUCCUACAAGGCCUACCUGAACCACCUGGGGGAGGUCUACAAGUCCUGCUCCGAGUCAGAUGACCCCAACUGCGUGGCAUCCUAUAUCAGCCGGCCCAAGCCCGAGCCCCCCAAGCCAGCGCCACUCAAAACCUGCGACCCCACCAAGGAAGCCUCCUGCCUGUAUGCCGCCUUGAUGGCCGGUAAAAGUCCCUACCUGCCGCUGGUGCUGCCUGCGUCCGUCCCGUCCCCGGCCAAGUCCCCUGCCCCUCUUUUUGUACGGUCUGCCGCCCCAGCCAAAGAUCCUCAGCCGCCUCACUACUACUACGCGCCUUCGUCAGUCUCGUUCCUCUCCAAGGAACAGAAGGCGGAGCUGGUGCGCAUCUGCGGAGCCGAUGAUGUCGAGUGUCUGCAGUACCACCUGAGGGCUGCAUACGGGUACCCGCCCGCCGCCGGGGCUCCUCCUGCCCACGCUCACCAGGGCUGCGACCCCCAAGUGGAUCCUACCUGCAAGCCUUCGAAGAAGGCCCCCUACGGCCACUACCCGCAGUACCCCAGCUGUGACCCGCUCAGGGACCCAUACUGCGCCUCCGCCGCCUCCCCACUGAAACGUUUUCAGGAACAGAAGGCGGAGCUGCUGCGCAUCUGCGGAGCCGAUGAUGUCGAGUGUCAGCAGUACCACCUGAGGGCCGCAUACGGGUACCCGCCCGCCGCCGGGAGUCCUCCUGCCCACGCUCACCAGGACUGCGACCCCCAAGCGGACCCUACCUGCAAGCCUUCGAAGAAGGCCCCCUACGGCCAUUACCCGCAGUACCCCAGCUGUGACCCGCUCAGGGACCCAAACUGCGCCUUCGCCGCCUCCCCACUGGCUCCCCGGGCACACAACCUGCCUUCCCCGGCUGGCCCAGGGUCCUGCAACCCCCUCUUUGAUGAUGGUUGCAACCCCCUCACCGCCAGCAAAUACGCCACGCCCCCUAAGGCGUACAAACAGGAGGCGAGCGAGGAGGCGGCUGCAAUCCGCGCCCCCCCUCCCGCUGCUGACCAUUACAGCAACCCUUACGGCAUGUAUAGAGAUGCUAACGUUCAUGCUAACAGAGUCGGCGACCCUUACUCCACGUAUCAUCAGGCUAGCGCCCCAGUUGAGCCGCCCGCCAACGACCCGUACGCGAUGAUGCGCCGCUUCAUGGCGCAGGUUCAAGGCAGCGACCCGUAUGCACCGCGCACGGAAGUGACGCCCGAAACGGACCCCAACGAUCCCUUCUCGGCCAUGAGAGAUAGCGCUGCCAUGCACCGCCACGGUGCCCGCCAGCAAUACCUGUUCUCUCACCCUGAGGAGCCAACCAGGGAAGAGCGCCACCCUCUGGGCCCCCCGGGAAAAACCAGAGAAGGUUACGACUGCUACGUCGGGUAUGACCGUGAGUGCUUCCCGCUGCAGCCGACUGAGCCCCGAUCAGGUGUCCACCGCCGCGUCCCCUAUCCCGCCGAAUCCUACGAGCCCCACCUGAAUGCCGACGGCACCCGCCGCGGCGUCUUGGAGCCGGCUAACCCGCACUGCGACCCUGAGUUUGAUCGCGACUGCCGCUUGCGCCGCCUCGAACCCGAACAGCCCCGCCACGAGGUCCAACCCGAGCGCCGCCAAACCCAACCGGAGGCGUCAGAACAAGACCCAAACGAGGCCGAGCCUUACCAAAGUGGCCAGGAGGAGCCUUACGUCUCCAACAUGCCGACGCCCCCUCAGGGAAUGCCCAGCCUCCAGGACAUACUGAGAAGCUACGGUGACCGCUUCCCUGAGCACGACGACUAUCGCAAGAAGUAGAGCGCAAUCGCGUACCAGUUUGCAGAGGGACUCGAAAACACAAACAUCCCACCAGACCCUCAUGCAAUGCCAGUUCAAUGAACAUGAGCGUGGCCCUGCACUUGGAUUCCACAGGGGGCACCCAAGCCUCACCAGACUUCCUCCAAGCAGUCUAAGCCGCAUGAUUUAAGUCUAGUUUACUUCUGCUUUGGAAUAUUCUAUUAAAAAGCACUUGAAUGCU
Molecule: messenger RNA, 2573 nt
Organism: Syngnathus acus (greater pipefish)
Lineage: Eukaryota; Metazoa; Chordata; Actinopteri; Syngnathiformes; Syngnathidae
Gene: and1
Product: actinodin1
Exons: 8
Coding region: 212-2353 (713 amino acids)
Source: RefSeq, a predicted model, not a curated record